Messenger RNA from Anguilla anguilla (European eel), 2439 nucleotides. It is a transcript of the gene p2rx1, whose product is annotated as purinergic receptor P2X, ligand-gated ion channel, 1. The transcript is spliced from 13 exons. The coding region runs from base 282 to 1547 and encodes 421 amino acids. Gene Ontology annotation, biological process: response to ATP; monoatomic cation transmembrane transport. Gene Ontology annotation, cellular component: plasma membrane; nuclear inner membrane. NCBI's taxonomy places the organism in Eukaryota, Metazoa, Chordata, Actinopteri, Anguilliformes, Anguillidae. The record is from RefSeq and is a predicted model, not a curated record. Gene Ontology annotation, molecular function: extracellularly ATP-gated monoatomic cation channel activity; purinergic nucleotide receptor activity; ATP binding.
ACACACAGUUUACAGUGGACAGAUGGUGAAUGCUCCACCCUCAAAGAUAAAAUUGCAACAGUACACUCACCCUACUGCCUUAGUGAAGAGACAUGAAUGUGUAUAUAUCUGUGUCUGUGUGUAUGUGUGCGUGUUAAAGAGAGAGAGAAAGAGAGAAAGAGAGAGAGAGAGAUAGAGAGAGAAAAAAAAGGUAGGGGUGGCAAAUUAGUGACCUGACACUCCCCUCGAAGCAUCUCAGCCGCGUGACAGAAGAAGCAAGACCACAUUAUCUGUGUGCAUGAAUGAGCGCGGGAGACAGAAAGAGGAAGUUGAGCGCGCGUCAGACCCAGGAGACCAGCGGGGACUGCAAGAUGAAGAGCAUCCUCACCGAUGCCCUCUCGGACUUCUUAUUCGAGUACGAGACCCCCCGCCAGGUGCUGGUGAAGAGCAAGCGGGUGGGAAUCGUGUGCCGAGUGAUCCAGCUGGUGGUCCUGGCUUACAUCAUCGGGUGGGUGUUCAUCUAUGAAAAGGGUUACCAGAUCACGGACACGGCCAUCAGCUCGGUCUUCACCAAGGUGAAAGGCGUGGGGUACACUCAGGUGGACGGCAAGGAGCAGGUGUGGGACAUGAGUGACUACGUCUUCCCAGAACAGGGGGACGGUUCUUUUGUGGUGAUGACAAAUUACAUUGUGACCUUGGGACAGAAGCAGGAUAAAUGCCCAGAGCUUCAAGGGAAGUUCACCUGCAAAUCUGACGAGGACUGCAAAGAAGGAGAAUAUAAACGUACGGGACAUGGGCUGAUGACCGGAAAAUGUGUGCAAGAGACCGAAACUUGUGAAGUCUUUUCCUGGUGUCCUGUUGAAGAUGACACUAAAAUCCCAGCUCCACCUCGUUUGAUGGCAGCAGAGAAUUUCACGUUGUUCAUCAAAAACUCAAUCACCUUUCCAGAAUUUGAGGUUGUACGAAGCAAUCUGGUGGAAGGCGUGGACAAAAAUUACAUCAACACGUGCAUCUACAACCAGACUAGUGACCCUCUGUGUCCCAUAUUCAGACUGGGAGACAUUGUGACGAUGUCGGGAUUCAGCUUUGCUCAGAUAGCACCUGAGGGUGGAGCCGUUGGGAUUCUCGUUGACUGGACCUGUGAUCUUGACUGGGACGUGAAACACUGUAAGCCAGUUUAUAGCUUCCAUGGACUGUAUGCGACCGGGAAAGGUCCGGAAGACAUGCAAGCCUCCAUGGGCUAUAACUUCAGGAAAGCAAAAUAUUACAUGGACGGCAACGUUGAAAAAAGGACUCUCACCAAAGUAUUUGGAAUCCGGAUAGACAUUUUGGUUCGAGGACUGGCAAGAAAAUUUGACAUCAUUCCAACACUAACAGCCAUUGGGUCAGGUGUGGGAAUUUUUGGAGUGGCAACUGUAGUAUGUGAUCUGGUGCUUCUAUAUAUACUGCCCAAGAGAGACUUCUAUAAGAACAUGAAAUUCAAGAACACUACCAUCCAGGAACAGGCACCGGUCAUAACAGACAAGGAAUCAGAUGAGGUAGCAACGUUUCCCAUUGUUGUGAGAUGAACAGGAAUGAAGGAAGAAGAGCGGAGCCUUGCUGCUCUGGGCCUUUGGCUGUGCACUGAUAGAUUUAGCACUGGACACUCAAGAGGGGGCAGCAAGGCAGCGAUGGAAUUUGCCACAUGGAAAAAAACAUUAAUAUACUGUGCCCUCCAAAAGUAUGGCAGCGCUAGAGUGAAAUUAGUUAUUUUUGCUAUAUACUUACGAUUUGGAUUUGAGAUGAGAAGAUGAAUAUGAGACAAAAGUACAGACAAUCAGCUUUUAUAUCAUGGUAUUUAUGUGUGUAUGUUUUACCACAAAAACAUCUUUUCGUUCGUGUUGAGUCACUCCAAUUUUUCAGCUGUGCUAAAGUUAACGGAUGACUAACUGGUGUUAACUGUCGCUCAGGUGUUUUCAUUUGCAUGGAUUGUUCACACGUAAAAGAGCAGUGCGUGUCUAGUCUUGGCUGAGACCUUUGUUUUCAUCUGUGGAGACAUUUGGAGUCAGAAUGUUACACCAUCAAGACAGCCGGAGGACCAACUAUGGCUGAAAAACAACUGAUCUGUAAGCUGAGAGGACAGAAGAAUACAUUAAGAAAGAUAGCACAGAAACUGAGUAUAUCAAGUAAAGCAGUUUGGAAAGUGGCAGCUGCAGGCCACCGUACGCAAAAGACUUUGAGAGCAGAAUUAUAGAGGCUGCACUGCAAGUUGCAAACCUCUCAUCAGCAGCAAGAAUCGAAAGGCCAGAUUAGAGUUUGUUCUGUGCUGGAGGAAAGGAGGUGUGAAAUAUGAAGGAGGUAGUGGGUGUAUCCUAAUUCUCAAAAAAUGUAUCCUCCUUUCCUGCAAUACCAUGUCAUCUUCUCCGAAACCGAUCUAUGUGUCCUACCUCCCUCCAGUAUCCCAGUAUUGCAGGAAAAGAG